Messenger RNA from Lodderomyces pseudojiufengensis, 1158 nucleotides. RefSeq names its product UDP-glucose:hexose-1-phosphate uridylyltransferase (gene GAL7). The coding region runs from base 1 to 1158 and encodes 385 amino acids. Gene Ontology annotation, molecular function: UDP-glucose:hexose-1-phosphate uridylyltransferase activity; zinc ion binding. The record is from RefSeq and is a predicted model, not a curated record. NCBI's taxonomy places the organism in Eukaryota, Fungi, Ascomycota, Pichiomycetes, Serinales, Debaryomycetaceae. The transcript has a single exon. Gene Ontology annotation, biological process: beta-D-galactose catabolic process via UDP-galactose, Leloir pathway. Gene Ontology annotation, cellular component: cytoplasm.
AUGUCAAUUCAAAAUCUACUAAAUCCUAUCACAUCAACACCAACGUAUAUAAAAAUGUCACAGCAAUUUGAUUUCACAAAUCAUUCACAUAGACGUUAUAAUCCUUUGACGAACAGAUUUGUAUUAUGUUCACCACAUAGAGCUAAAAGACCAUGGCAAGGAGCAAAAGAAGAAAUUAAAAAAACUCAGCUACCUGAUUAUGAUCCUAAAUGUUAUUUGUGUCCUGGAAAUAUCAGAGCAACUGGUGAUGUUAAUCCUAAAUAUGAAUCAACAUAUAUUUUUCCUAAUGAUUAUCCUGCUGUUAAAUUAGAUCAACCAGAUUAUAAUGAUGAGGAGGGUGAAACAAACCCACUUAAAAGAAAAUUGUUUAAGACGGAAGGAGUCAAAGGGAAAUGUUUUGUCAUCUGUUUUUCACCGAAACAUAAUCUAACAAUACCAAUAAUGUCACUUCCUGAGAUUGAAAACGUAGUAAAUACUUGGCAGAAUUUAUAUGUUGAGUUAUUACAAGACCUGAUCACCAAGAAAGCACCUUACAAAUAUUUGCAAAUAUUUGAAAAUAAGGGUUUUGCUAUGGGCUGCUCAAAUCCUCAUCCACACGGUCAAGCUUGGUGUUUAGAUAUUAUACCCACUGAAGUACAAGAUGAAAUCACAAAUAUGAAUCAAUAUCAUAAAGAAAAUAAUAGUCAUUUAUUGGGAGAUUACGCGAAGCUUGAGUUGGAAGAAAAACAAAGAAUAGUAUUGGAAAAUGAUUCUUUCAUUGUUGUUGUACCUUAUUGGGCAUUAUGGCCAUUUGAAACAUUAUUAGUUUCAAAACAACAUUUAAAAUCAAUUCAUGAAUUUAAUUCCAAGCAAAAACAAGAUUUAGCUUCAAUUUUGAAAAGAUUGACUACAAAAUAUGAUAACUUGUUCAAUACUUCAUUUCCAUAUUCAAUGGGGAUUCAUCAAGCUCCAUUUAGUAGUGAUUAUUCCGAGGAAUAUGAAUGUUCUUGGUUUCAUAUUCAUUUUUAUCCACCUUUAUUAAGAUCAGCUACAGUGAAAAAAUUUUGUGUUGGAUUUGAAAUGUUAGGGGAAGCUCAAAGAGAUCUAACCAGUGAACAAGCAGCUAGUAGAUUGCAGGAUUUAGAUAGUGAUGUACAUUAUACAAGCUUAAUAGAGUAA